Messenger RNA from Megalobrama amblycephala (Wuchang bream), 1492 nucleotides. RefSeq lists its product as uncharacterized. The transcript is spliced from 8 exons. The record is from RefSeq and is a predicted model, not a curated record. The coding region runs from base 239 to 1492 and encodes 417 amino acids. NCBI's taxonomy places the organism in Eukaryota, Metazoa, Chordata, Actinopteri, Cypriniformes, Xenocyprididae.
GGGCCAGGGCUUUGUCACCAGUCAGGAGCUUCACGUAAAUGAAACUGGUUGGACAAAACCACACCUCUUUACCUCUUCAGGUGUUUUUCCACAUACUGUAACCCAUAGACUUUGUAUUACAAGUCCAACCAUCAAAAGAUCGCUCGGUGAGAGAAGUUGGGGCUUUACCGCGUUCACUGUGCUCUUCUUAGCCAGCUCAGCUUGAAGGAGACUUCAGCCUUGAGACACAGUUUGAACCAUGAUAAACAAAUCCCCAGAAGAAAUCAAGGAGGAAUUUCUGUCAUUCAUUAAAGAAGAUGCUGUGGACCUCAGUGAAAUAUCACAUUUUGUAAAGUGUAAUUGCAACUCAACGAUUCCUCUUCUAAAACCAAGAGGUUAUACACUGAGAAUUUGUGGCCUCGAUGGAACAGUGUUCGAAGGGGAUGAAGAGCAGCUUGAAGCCUGGAAAGAUUUUUACCUCCCAGAAUCGAUGGAAAUGGAGGUGAUUGGAGCCAUUGAUGAAUUCCCAUGUGAUGCAUUUGGACUGCAGUUGGUGCUUUUGUUGGGUGAGGAUGGAAGUGUCUUUGCCUAUGAGGAUGAGAUUUUGCACCUCGUAGCCAAGAGUUUGAGGGACCUGUUCCAAUGUGAAAUGUUUUUUCCUGGAAUAAAGACCUUCAAGAUUGGAGAAUGUUUUGAUGAGCCGACUGAGGAAGAAUACCGUGAAAUGAUGGAAAGCGAUGAGGUCAAAGCAAUAAAGAAACAACACGAGGAUUUCAGAGCAUCUCUGGAGCACGACUUGCUAAAUAUCAUGAAUGAAAUCGCAGAGAGCCGUAAUAACAACCAGCUGGAUGAUAACCACUCAGGAUUCAAAAAUGGCCACUCAACCAAGACUGCCUUGGUGUCGUUCACCAAAUCAUCAGUUCUGAUUCUGCCAGAUCAGUCUGCAGCCUUUGACACUGUUAACCAUCAGCAUCUUCUGUCCAUCCUCCCAUCACUUGGCAUUACAAGAUUCUUCCUAUACAAUACAUCGCUGGGACCGAUUCUGGCAGACAGUUUCUCUUGCCAAUUCAAUGCUGAUGACACACAGCUCUGCUUUUUAUUUCAACCAGACGAUCCCAGGGUACAGAUACAGAUAGAGGAAUUCCUAGAGGAAGUCUUGGCACGGGUGAAAUCUAAUCAUAAUCUGGAACUCAAUUGUACCAACCAGCUAGGUCCAUCAACAAUAAUCUCAUCCAGUUUGGCCGGAAAAUAUGGAGUAAUCUGGCUGACCUUCAAAAGACACAGAAGACACUUUACAACAACAGUUGAAAGCAGGAUUUCUCUGUACAACAAAGCAAUGUUACAAGUCAAGUCAAGUCAAAUUUAUUUAUAUAGCGUUUUACAAUUGGUAAUUGUUUCAAAGCAGCUUUACAUAUUAGAAGCACAGAAAAAAAGAGAAGUGGUUAAAAAUAAGAUGUACAAGCAAGCGAGGCAACUAGCAAUUAAGGUGCAUAUCCACCACCUGCUGUACUAA